AAAAAACAAGAACGCACGCAAGACGUCAAUGUCAAAACCGUCAUUUAAUAGGUAAGUCAAUACGUCAAGAAGCGACAGUGAAAACGAAAAUAUCAAAUCAAGAAAAAAGUGAGCAUGCGAGUACUUGAUUGACAAUUUAGUUUAAAACAAAAAACUAUGGCUGACAGAGAUUUAACAAUGGGUCCUAGGGAUGGAGUCUCAUAUCCCAUAAAAGUGCAGUAUUGUGGUAAUUGUUCAAUGCCGAUAGAAUAUUGCGAGUAUUAUCCUGAAUACGACAAAUGUAAACAGUGGUUAGAAAAGAAUCUACCGACAGAAUUUGAAAAAGUAAAAAUUGACGAAGAAGAAAAUGCAGGUGGUGAAGAAGAAAAAAAGCGACAGAAACGCGGUGGCAAGGGUAUGCUCAAAUCAAAGAAGAAAGAAGAUGUGCCCAAACUAGUACAAGUAUCGCGGGCCCCUCGCGGCAAAAAAAAAUCUGUCACAGUAGUGUCCGGCUUGAGUACUUUUGAUAUAGAUUUGAAAGUAGCAGCUAAAUUCUUUGGAACGAAAUUUGCCUGUGGAUCAUCAGUAACUGGUGAUGAUGAGAUUGUAAUCCAAGGAGAUGUGAAAGAUGAUCUUUUUGAUAUAAUACCAGAGAAAUGGCCUGAGAUUGAUGAAGAUAGCAUUGAAGAUCUUGGGGACCAGAAAAGAUAGUCACAAUAUUAGAAAUGUUAACAAAAUAAAUGCUUUAUUUCUAUGUUAUUUAUAACAUUGAUUUUAUCAUAACAGUCUACAUCCAUUUAAGCAGCAGGACUCUAUUCAAAAGACCUGUCAGAAUGAUUAGUCUGAUUUUUAUCAAGCUUUUUAGUACCAUAUAAAUGUUAUCUAAAUGUUUUAACAUAUUUAAAACCAGAAUGCUGGCCGUUCUGUUCCAAAUUAAUAAAAUAGAAGUAAAGUGUUUUAAUUUUUUUCUUAUUUAUGAGCUACAUCAUAUGAAUAAAUUUUUUGAAUAUUUAAA
Messenger RNA from Plodia interpunctella (Indianmeal moth), 994 nucleotides. It is a transcript of the gene DENR, whose product is annotated as Density regulated protein. Lineage: Eukaryota; Metazoa; Arthropoda; Insecta; Lepidoptera; Pyralidae. The record is from RefSeq and is a predicted model, not a curated record. Gene Ontology annotation, biological process: translation reinitiation; formation of translation preinitiation complex. The coding region runs from base 157 to 690 and encodes 177 amino acids. The transcript has 5 exons. Gene Ontology annotation, molecular function: translation initiation factor activity; mRNA binding.